Messenger RNA from Scomber japonicus (chub mackerel), 5383 nucleotides. Its product is annotated as deleted in malignant brain tumors 1 protein. Gene Ontology annotation, molecular function: calcium ion binding. Gene Ontology annotation, cellular component: membrane. The transcript has 23 exons. The coding region runs from base 1 to 5256 and encodes 1751 amino acids. The record is from RefSeq and is a predicted model, not a curated record. Lineage: Eukaryota; Metazoa; Chordata; Actinopteri; Scombriformes; Scombridae.
AUGGCGUUUACCAAAGUUUGUGUCCUGGAUGUUGUCCAUCAUGGGGGUGCCUGGGGCUUUGUUAUCAACCCUGAUAUUAUCAAUCCUAACUAUUACAGGAAGAACUUCAGCUGUGAUUCAUGUCAUGGUGAAGCUACCUGCCAGGAGUCACGAGAAAGAGGUGACUCCUUUGCCAGCCAGGCGCUUUCUUGUGUCUGUAAAGAUGGCUUUGUAGGUGACGGUCUCACCUGCUACAGCAGAAAACACUGCAGUGAGUCUUCUUGCUGUAGCCAAGGUUAUUACUGGUCGCCAGACCGCGGCUGUGUGGACACUGACGAGUGCUCCCUCCCAGACUCGCCCUGUGCUCCAUCUCAGGUUUGCCAAAACACACCAGGCUCUUUCAAAUGCACAGAACCUUCCUCCAGAACCAGAUCAGGCUCCUCUUUCCAGUCUGUCCAGUUCAACUGUGGACAUGAUGUUUGUCCCUUAGGUAUGGACUGCAUUGGAAAUAAUGGAACUAGUUGUGCUGACCCCUGUGACCACUACACUGUAGUGGAUGAUGAGUGGCGUUCAACUAAUAAUACAAUGAAUCAGAUCCACUGUGAUCAACAUGUUAACUGGCAAGGCUGGUAUCGCCUGUUCCUGGGGCAAAGAAGUGCUCAUAUUCCUGAGAGAUGUGUGGCUGAGAACAGAUGUGGAACCGAUGCUCCUCUGUGGAUAACAGAACCUCACCCCACACAGUCAAAUGAAAUUGUGAAUCGCACUGUGUGUAAUUCCUGGAGCGGCAGCUGCUGCCAAUUUCCCUCACACAUCAUCCAGGUCAAGCUCUGCUAUGGAAACUACUAUGUCUACAAACUUGUGAAGCCAUCCACAUGCAGUCUUGCAUAUUGCGCAGACGUUAACAGAACAGAACCUGCAUUUAUUUCAACCACACCUGAUCCAAGACCACAAAACUCCACCAUCCCAGCCUCUGCCACACAAACACCAAGUAACAACACAGCAGUUGAGGGUCAGGUCCGUCUGGCUGAUGGAGGAAACAGCUCCUGCUCUGGUAGGGUGGAGAUCUUCCAGCGAGGACAGUGGGGCACAGUGUGUGAUGAUGGCUGGGACCUGGCUGAUGCUAACGUGGUGUGCAGACAGUUGGGCUGUGGCAGGGCUCGUAAUGCAUCACUAAAUGCAGCUUUUGGACGGGGCAGUGGACCCAUCUGGUUGGAUGAUGUUAUGUGCACAGGCAGCGAAUCAGAGCUCAAUGAGUGUAGACACAGAGGGAUUGGAUCUCAUGACUGUGGUCACCAUGAAGAUGCUGGUGUGGUGUGUGAAGGUGGUCCACCAGUGAGGCUGGUCAACUCUGACAACCGCUGCUCUGGCAGAGUGGAGGUCUACCAUGAAGGACAGUGGGGGACAGUGUGUGAUGAUGGCUGGGAUCUGAAUGACGCUAACGUGGUGUGCAGACAGUUGGGCUGUGGCAGGGCUCGUUCAGCACUACAAAAUGCCGCUUUUGGACAGGGCAGCGGACCCAUCUGGUUGGAUGAUGUCUUUUGUUUUGGAUACGAAUCAUCGAUAACAGAGUGCAGACAUCAAGGAUUUGGGGUCCACAACUGUGGUCACAUUGAAGAUGCCAGUGUUGUUUGUGAAUUCCAGCAUCCUCCACUCCAGCGUCCCCAACUUAUUUGUGGCCGUGAUAAACUCCAAAUAGGCCUGGAUUUGGCCAGCAUGACAUCCUCUGGUUUGAACCCAUUCACUGGCAACCUGGCAGUCCGCAACUGCUCCUCAGUCAGAGUGCAUGAUGGUGUAGUUUGGUAUGAAGUGGAGACCCGGGCAGGAGCCUGUGGAAACACACUGACGACCAACCACACACAUGCUAUAUACUCCAACAGUUUAUUCAUCUAUCCAAUGAACAACACGUACUUCGUUGUACCUGUGAGUGUUCCCUUCUCCUGUGCCUAUCCCUUGAUCACAGACGCCAGCCUGAAUGUGGCUAUCAGACCCUUCCUGGAACUGGCAGGUGGCAUUUCAGGCUCAGGUACCAAAGCCAGAGCAUCCAUGUCUCUGUUCCGCAACUCCGACUACACAGAGAUUUAUCCAGCAGGACGGGUGACCCUACCAGUGGGCUCUCCGUUGUUCGUGGGGGUCUCUUUAGAUGAGAGGGAUACAAACUUUGCAGCUGUUCUGGAGGACUGCUACGCCACUCACUCAUCAAACCCUGAUGAUCCCAUGCGAUACUCUCUCAUCCAGAACAAGUGUCCCACUGACCACCAACAGGUGUCAGUAGUCGAGAGCGGCUCAUCUCGCAUGGCUCGUUUCUCUGCCCUGUUCUUCCUGUUCCAGGAUGAAUACCGAGACGUUUUCCUUCACUGCAGCCUCAGCCUGUGUGACCAGGAGAGCUCCUCCUGUGUUCCAUCUUGCACAAGGAGGACACGUCGUUCUAUUUCGACCUCUGCUCCUAUGAAGCCACACACUAUUGGACCAAUCAUGUGGGAAAAGUCACCGGAGUGGUUUGUGUCCUGGAUGUUGUCCAUCAUGGGGGUGCCUGGGGGUUUGUUAUUCAUCCUAAUUUUGCAGAUUAUUACAGGAAACACUUCAGGGAUUCUUGUCUCAAGUUGUGAUUCAUGCCACAAUGAAGCCAUGUGCCAGGAGUCACGAGAAAGAGGUGACUCCUUUGCCAGCCAGGCGCUUUCUUGUGUAUGUAAAGAUGGCUUUGUAGGUGACGGUCUCACCUGCUACAAUACAAAACUCUGCAGUGACUCUUCUUGCUGCAGCCAAGGUUAUUACUGGUCACCAGACAGCGGCUGUGUGGACACUGACGAGUGCUCUCUCCCAGACUCGCCCUGUGCUCCAUCUCAAGUUUGCCAAAACACACCAGGCUCUUUCAAAUGCACAGAACCUUCCUCCAGCACCAGAUCAGGCUCCUCUUUCCAGUCUGUCCAGUUCAACUGUGGACAUGAUGUUUGCCCCUUAGGUAUGGACUGCAUUGGUAAUAAUGGAACUAGUUGUGCUGACCCCUGUGACCACUACACUGUAGUGGAUGAUGAGUGGCGUUCAACUAAUAAUACAAUGAAUCAGAUCCACUGUGAUCAACAUGUUAACUGGCAAGGCUGGUAUCGCCUGUUCCUGGGGCAAACCAGUGCUCAUAUUCCAGAGAGAUGUGUGGCUGAGAACAGAUGUGGAACCAACGCUCCUCUGUGGAUAACAGAACCUCACCCCACACAGUCAAAUGAAAUUGUGAAUCGCACUGUGUGUAAUUCCUGGAGCGGCAGCUGCUGCCGAUUUCCCUCACACAUCAUCCAGGUCAAGCUCUGCUAUGGAAACUACUAUGUCUACAAACUUGUGAAGCCAUACGGAUGCAAUUUUGCAUACUGCGCAGACGUUAACAGAACAGAACCUGCAUUUAUUUCAACCACACCUGAUCCAAGACCACAAAACUCCACCAUCCCAGCCUCUGCCACACAAACACCAAGUAACAACACGACAACUGAGGGUCAGGUCCGCCUGGCUGAUGGAGGAAACAGCUCUUGCUCUGGUAGGGUGGAGAUCUUCCAGAGAGGGCAGUGGGGCACAGUGUGUGAUGAUGGCUGGGACCUGGCUGAUGCUCAGGUGGUGUGCAGACAGUUGGGCUGUGGCAGGGCUCGUAAUGCAUCACUAAAUGCAGCUUUUGGACGGGGCAGUGGACCCAUCUGGUUGGAUGAUGUUAUGUGCACAGGCAGCGAAUCAGAGCUCAAUGAGUGUAGACACAGAGGGAUUGGAUCUCAUAACUGUGGUCACCAUGAAGAUGCUGGUGUGGUGUGUGAAGGUGGUCCACCAGUGAGGCUGGUCAACUCUGACAACCGCUGCUCUGGCAGAGUGGAGGUCUACCAUGAAGGACAAUGGGGGACAGUGUGUGACGAUGGCUGGGAUCUGAAUGAUGCUAACGUGGUGUGCAGACAGUUGGGCUGUGGCAGGGCUCGUUCAGCACUACAAAAUGCCGCUUUUGGACAGGGCAGCGGACCCAUCUGGUUGGAUGAUGUCUUUUGUUAUGGAUAUGAAUCAUCGAUAACAGAGUGCAGACAUCAAGGAUUUGGGGUCCACAACUGUGGUCACAUUGAAGAUGCCAGUGUUAUCUGUGAAGUGGACCCAUCUGUGAGGCUGGUCAACUCUGACAACCGCUGCUCUGGCAGAGUGGAGGUCUACCAUGAAGGACAGUGGGGGACAGUGUGUGAUGAUUACUGGGAUCUUAAUGACGCUAACGUGGUGUGCAGACAGUUGGGCUGUGGCAGGGCUCGUUCAGCACUACAAAAUGCCGCUUUUGGACAGGGCAGCGGACCCAUCUGGUUGGAUGAUGUCUUUUGUUUUGGAAACGAAUCAUCGAUAACAGAGUGCAGACAUCAAGGAUUUGGGGUCCACAACUGUGGUCACAUUGAAGAUGCCAGUGUUGUUUGUGAAGUCCAUCCUCCACUCCAGCGUCCCCAACUUAUUUGUGGCCGUGAUAAACUCCAAAUAGGCCUGGAUUUGGCCAGCAUGACAUCCUCUGGUUUGAACCCAUUCACUGGCAACCUGGCAGUCCGUAACUGCUCCUCAGUCAGAGUGCAUGAUGGUAUAGUUUGGUAUGAAGUGGAGACCCGGGCAGGAGCCUGUGGAAACACACUGACGACCAACCACACACAUGCUAUAUACUCCAACAGUUUAUUCAUCUAUCCAAUGAACAACACGUACUUUGUCGUUCCUGUGAGUGUUCCCUUCUCCUGUGCCUAUCCCUUGGUCACAGACGCCAGCCUGAAUGUGGCUAUCAGACCCUUCCUGGAACUGGCAGGUGGCAUUUCAGGCUCAGGUAUCAAACCCAGAGCAUCCAUGUCUCUGUUCCGCAACUCCAACUACACAGAGAUUUAUCCAGCAGGACGGGUGACCCUACCAGUGGGCUCUCCGUUGUUCGUGGGGGUCUCUUUAGAUGAGAGGGAUACAAACUUUGCAGCUGUUCUGGAGGACUGCUACGCCACUCACUCAUCAAACCCUGAUGAUCCCAUGCGAUACUCUUUCAUCCAGAACAAGUGUCCCACUGACCACCAACAGGUGUCAGUAGUCGAGAGCGGCUCAUCUCGCAUGGCUCGUUUCUCUGCCCUGUUCUUCCUGCUCCAGGAUGAAUACCGAGACGUUUUCCUUCACUGCAGCCUCAGCCUGUGUGACCAGGAGAGCUCCUCCUGUGUUCCAUCUUGCACAAGGAGGACACGUCGUUCUAUUUCGACCUCUGCUCCUAUGAAGCCACACACUAUUGGACCAAUCAUGUGGGAAAAGUCACCGGAGUGAGCUGGUUACAUACAGUAACAACGCACACACGUGUUGUGCUGUGAUAUUAUUUUCUUUUAAGAUGUUUUUUAAUUCAUAUUAAUCAUUCAUUACCGCAUACUUUUGUAUUAUUCAAUUCUACAAUGUA